This is a messenger RNA of Melanotaenia boesemani (Boeseman's rainbowfish), 3947 nucleotides long. RefSeq names its product PHD finger protein 20-like. The record is from RefSeq and is a predicted model, not a curated record. The transcript is spliced from 18 exons. Gene Ontology annotation, cellular component: NSL complex; nucleus. Gene Ontology annotation, biological process: regulation of transcription by RNA polymerase II. NCBI's taxonomy places the organism in Eukaryota, Metazoa, Chordata, Actinopteri, Atheriniformes, Melanotaeniidae. The coding region runs from base 88 to 2388 and encodes 766 amino acids.
GUUCAAAGACGGGACAGCUGACUUUGGCUUCGCGCAUGCGCAUCACAAUCAUCACAGUAUGAGUGAAGCUCAGAAGUAGCUCCAGAGAUGAAGACUCCACCAGACCGGUCGGGAAUUUCAUUUGAGGUUGGAGCUUCACUAGAAGCCAGAGAUCGACAAAAGAACUGGUACGCAGCCACCAUCGAGAAGAUCGACUUUGACAAAGAGCGCAUCCUCGUUCAUUACCGUCAGUGGAGUCGUCGUCAUGACGAGUGGUUUCACUGGAGCUCCCCGUACCUGCGGCCACUGGAGCGGGUCAGCCUGAGGAGACAGGGCCGGAACCCACCGCAGUCUGAACCGAUGUUUGUUUCGGGUACAAAGGUUCUGGCCUGUUGGACCGACUGCCGCUUCUAUCCGGCCAAAAUCCUCAGAGUCAACAAAGAUGACUCCUACACGGUGCGAUUCUUUGAUGGUGUGGUUCGGACUGUGAAGCCCACGAAGGUCAAACCCUUCCAGAAAAAGUCUAGAUCUGAGAAGAAUGCUGUGGGAAGUGAAGGAUGGGAGGAAGGGGAGAGUGAGGAAGAGGAGGAGGGUGAAGGAGAACUGAAAAAGGAGGAGGAAGAGAAAAAGGCAGAUGAGAAGGUGUCAUCAGAGGAGAAGGAAGGAGCUGAGGAGGGGGAGGAGGAGAGAAAGACAGAGCCUUCAUCCUCCCAUCCACCACAGAAGAAGAAAGCAGAAGACAGCAGAAGGAGUGGAGCUCAGAAUCAGCCAAUAGAAGCUGACUCCGCCCUGGCAUCACUUCCUAACCCCCCCCAAAUCGACCGAGAUGUUCUGUUGGAGCGUCAGGCCCACCUGCCCACCACGCACAAGUUCAGCAGAGAGCCUCUGUACCGGGUCAUAAAGAACCAGCCUCCUCCGAUUCUGUCCAUCGAGCUGGACCAUAACCCCUUCAAGUGCCUGGCUCCCGGAUGCUCCAAAUCAUUCAGGAAGGCCAGUCUGCUGCACUACCACAUCAAGUACUACCACUCCGAACAGCAGCUUGAUGGAGGCCGCGAGCCGGAGGUGGCAAGGAGGAAGCGGUCUUCUUCCGAGGGGGCCGACUUCAUGCCAGGCAAGAGGACCGAGAACCAGACUGGCAGCUGUCACCGUGACGACAGUGAGCAGAGCAUCAUGGGAGCAGCAGAGGUGAAGAAGGAUGGAGGGAAGGAGAAACCAGGAGGACAGGACAGGAAGGAGAGGAAGCACUUCCUCAGAGUCAAGCUAAAGAAGAAGAAAAAGAAGAAGAAGAAGAAGAAAAGUCAGCUAACAGAUAACAGACUCGGCAGCAGCGAUGAUGAGAGUUCAGACAGACCUCCCAUCACUCUGAAGCUUUCACACCCACAUGUUGAUGACGGCAGCGAUUGGUCAACGCUGACAGCCGAGAGCGGAGAGGACACGUCCUCUUGGCCGGUUACUAUGGAGACAGAUGAGUGCGAGGUGGUGAGGUGUGUGUGUGAGGUGGAUGAAGAGAACGACUUCAUGAUCCAGUGUGAGACGUGUCUGUGCUGGCAGCACGGCACCUGCAUGGGUUUAUACGAGGACAACGUCCCGCACAACUACAUCUGCUACUACUGCAGACAGACUGCAGGUUGGAGGCGGGCCCAGCGUUUCCUGUCUGAACCUGAUUUGCUGAUCUCAGGUCACAUGUUUGGCCUGUCAUGUGUGAAGGAGAAUUACUCUGAGAUUAACGCCUCCAAGAUCUCACACACCAGCAGUCUGCUAGCGCACACGCACGGCCUCAAUCAAGUCCUCAGUGGGCUGCAGCUGAAAAUCAGUCUGUUACACUCUCCAUCUCACCCUGACCUGCAGCUGUGGAGGUUGCCAUGGAGACAGGAGGAUGGGCUGAGACUGACAUCCAGCCCGAGAGGUGAUCCUCCCAUCUGUUACGUCAGUAGUGAGCACUGCUACCAGAAGCCCGGAGGAUCAUGGGAAAAAGCUGAGGAGACGGCUGCGGUGAAGCAGGAGGCCGACACGGAGGAGAAGGAGAUCAAACCUGAAGGUGUUGACAAGCAGCCAUGCGACGCCAUCGAGGACUCGAAUGCUGCCAAGCAACCAGACGCUCACGGAGAACUGAGCGUGAAACGGGAGAACCACACACUCGUGUACAGCGGCGAACACACACCAACACACAUGGCGUCUGUGGCUGUGUGUCAGCUGAACCUGCUGGAGCACAUCGAGUCUCUUCAGCACCAGAUCUGCGCCAGGAUGGACCUGAUCGAGCGAGAGCUGGACGAGUUGGAGUCCUGGUUGGACCACUCAGGCGAGCUCGAGCCUCCGGACCCUUUGUCCCGCCUCCCGCAGCUCAAACAGCGAAUCAGGCGGUUGCUAAGUGACCUGUGUAUCGUGAAACACCUGUCGGUCUGCCGCUGACUCCUCGCAAUCUUUGACUCCCGAAGGAGUGGAGCAACACGACUGGUGUGGAAGGAAAACUGGGUUGUUUCAGGACAGCAGCGCCCUCUGCUGGAGAAACAGUGCUCUGCAACACAUAGAGGACAAGUAUUUUUAUAAAAGAAGCUUCCCAAACCUCCUCCAGGUGGUGAUGACAGGGCUGAUCAUUGAUCAGCUUCUGUAUGUCUGAAAGCUGGUUAACACGAGGAACUGAGCUAACACAGAGGUCGUCUUAUCAUUAGAUUACAGCUCAGUUUUCUAAACUCUGUCUCUAUUUUCUAGCAUCCGAUUGUAGCAAACACAAAAAAAGAGUUGGAUAGACUUAGUUUAGUUAAAGAAACAGAAUGAUAAUUUUAUAAGGCAGAGAUUUUGUAAUUGCACUAAUGUUCGUACUAAAUGUAAAUAUGUCCCAUUUUCUAAAUUUAAAGCAAAAUGAAAGGGUUUUAAGGUGUGUUCAGACCGGAAAGUGUUUUCUAGAAACAGACAGCUGGAGCUAACACUUAUUAGUUUUUUAUGUUUAUUUUCUGAGAUGUUUGGUUUCCAGCCUGAUUACGUUGAUCUAAAUGGAGAGAAGCUCGCUGAGCACAGUGUGUGUGGAGAAGAUGAACCUGACUGAAGAAGUGCCUCAAACCUGCACUUUUUCUGAUGACCAGCAGGGGGCGCCUUGUGUCAUUAGCUGGUGAAACAGGCCCAAUUCCAGUUCCUCCUCUCUGGUCUACCCCUUCACUUUGGAGUGAUAAGGUUCCUGUUUUCUAAUGGGAAUCAUGUCAGCCAUAAACCGGAGCAUCGAGGAAUGUUGGGAUUAUCUCUACUUCUUGAUCCCUGAGAGAAACAGAUCCGAGAUAAGGAAGUGCGAUUGGGUUUCAGUUUUUACCUCGGUAAAGUGCAUUUUUCCAGUUUCGUGUCUGUUUAAACACAGAAUGGUGCUCAUUUUUAAAAUCUGGAUCUUAUUUAGCUCAACAUGCUUCUCACAUGGGAAACAGCAGCUGCAGCAACGGCACGAGAUUUGUGCACAUAAGACUGUGGAGCUAAAAUAGGGACAUAAGUUUUUUAACUUGUAUCUCCAUAUUUAAAACUAUGACAAGUACAGAUACAGAUCUAAUCUACAAGUACAGAUUAAUACAAAUACGUGUCAGAAAAUAUAAGGUUGGAAAUACAUUUACAAAAAAUAGAGACGAGUUAAAAAACGUAUCGACCUGUCCAUAGAAACCAGUCAGAGAGCUUCUGAGGUAAAGUUCAGGGUUUAUUAGUGGGAUGGACAGUCUAAGAUCCAGCUUGCUUGUAUAAUGAGAGCAGCUCUGUUGCUCUCACAUGCUCUGUGACCAGCAUGUUAAGGUUUCAUCAGGUGAGUGACAGAGCCAGGCUCAGCGACGCUUCCAGAGCAGCAGCAGGUGUGAACGAUGGGUUGGUUGAAGUUACACUUUAUCCCCCUUCAUGCAUCAGAUUACAGCCUCUUUACUCCAAAGCUUUUUACUCCAAAAGAAAAUAUCUACCAGAGAACAAAACAACUAUAAUUAAGAUCUAAAAAAAAACUUGUUGGU